Molecule: messenger RNA, 608 nt
Organism: Salvia hispanica
Lineage: Eukaryota; Viridiplantae; Streptophyta; Magnoliopsida; Lamiales; Lamiaceae
Gene: DSI-1VOC
Product: dessication-induced 1VOC superfamily protein
Source: RefSeq, a predicted model, not a curated record
AUUCGGGAGACGUGGCGCAGCUUGUAAGCUGUAUGGUGUACACGUGUAUUGUAUCCAGUCUCCACGUAUUAGAAUUAGUAAUAUUAAUCUACGCUUCUUCACCGAUCGAUAACAUUUAAUUACACCACGAGAGAGAGGAAUGGCAUCAAACCUGCAGCCUGCGUUUGCAUACACGGUUGUGUACGUGAAAGAUGUGGCCAAAUCUGUCGAAUUCUACGGCAAGGCCUUCGGCUACAACGUCCGCCGCCUAGACGCUUCUCACCGAUGGGGGGAACUUGAGACUGGGACGACCACGAUAGCAUUCACGCCGGCAAAGCAGCAUGAGACGGACGACCUCACCGGGAGCGUCAAGAACCGCCAGAGGAAUUCUGUUGAGGUUUGCUUUGAUUACGCCGACGUUGAUGCCGCCUUUAAGAGAGCGGUGGAGAAUGGGGCGGAGGCGGUGGCGAAGCCGGAGGAGAAAGAGUGGGGCCAGAAAGUGGGGUACGUCAAAGAUAUUGAUGGUAUCGUCGUCAGGUUGGGAAGCCACGUUCGAUCAUCCUAAUUUCUUCAUUAAAUGUUAAUCAUAUCCGACUCCUUUGUUGUAUAAAUUUCUUUAAUUACUGUUA